ACAACCAUGAAGCUGAUCGUUGUCGCCAUCAUUGCGUGCAUCCUGCUCAUUGGAUUCUCUGAUCUUGCCUCCGGAUCCGACACGUGUCCAUGUGUCCUUUGUGGACCUGGUGGCAAGGCGUGUGAUCAGUGUCCUGAACGGGUUCCCCUCUGCAAGGAUAUGAUCAGCAUUUUGGAAGAUGUCGAGCGAAAGGUGCGUCUGUGCGUCUGCGGAGAACAAACUUGGAUGCUCUAG
Drosophila teissieri is the source of this 234-nucleotide messenger RNA. RefSeq names its product salivary glue protein Sgs-8-like. The transcript has 2 exons. NCBI's taxonomy places the organism in Eukaryota, Metazoa, Arthropoda, Insecta, Diptera, Drosophilidae. The record is from RefSeq and is a predicted model, not a curated record. Bases 7 to 234 code for a protein of 75 amino acids.